Enterobius vermicularis (human pinworm) is the source of this 1458-nucleotide messenger RNA. Lineage: Eukaryota; Metazoa; Nematoda; Chromadorea; Rhabditida; Oxyuridae. The record is from the annotation of a GenBank genome assembly.
AUGUUAGUUUUGCAAUUUCAGUGGUACUUUCCAAAAGUUUAUGCUGCUGGCAGAAGUAUAACGUGUAGAUCAUUCGAUGAGUUGAACUUAGGAAAAUGGCUCUGCAGUCAGUUAAAAGAGUUGUCCGUUACUUCACCAACCCCUGUACAGGCGCACUGCAUUCCUCAUGUUUUAUCCGGAAUGGACGUAAUAGGGUGUUCUAAAACUGGAACUGGUAAAACAUUGGCUUUCACACUUCCAAUCCUCCACCAAUUGGCCAUUGAUCCCUACGGAAUAUUCGCAUUGGUUAUAACUCCCACUCGUGAACUUGCUUUUCAAAUUGGGGACCAGUUCAAUGCUUUGGGAAUAUCAAUUGGUUUAAAAACUGCCGUAAUCGUUGGAGGUCGAGAUCAUGUUGCUCAAGCUAACGAGCUUGCAAGUGAUCCAGAAGGAGUUGGAUUGUUACUUUCCAAGAUCAAGUUCCUUGUACUUGAUGAAGCCGACCGCAUUCUUGAAGGCCAAUACGCCAACUCGCUGAAGAGCAUACUCCGCGUUUUGCCUAAUAAACGUCAAACGUUGCUUUUUAGCGCCACUAUAACAUCGGCAUUGUCACAUCUCCACCAAGUUUCGAUGAGGAAACCUUACUUUUUCAAAGACAAAGAGGAAGUGGCAACAGUUGAACGUUUGGAUCAGAAGUAUGUACUAUGCCCCUCUGCUGUAAAAGAUGCUUACCUUGUUUAUGUCGUAAAGGUUUUUCACGAAAGGCAUCUGAACAGUUCUAUCCUCAUAUUUUCCCAUACUUGUAAAGAAUGUCAAGCGCUUGCGAUGAUGUUCAGUGGACUUGGUUUUGAAGUUGGUUCCCUCCACUCUCAAAUUCUGCAGAAACAUCGGUUAUCAGCGCUAUCAAAGUUCCGGUCCGGUAGGAUCCGAAUUUUAAUUUGUACCGAUGUAGCCGCGAGAGGCCUUGACAUCCAACAUGUCGAUCUUGUUAUAAACCAUAACGUCCCUAGAGACCCAAAAAUUUACAUUCACCGAGUAGGAAGAUCUGCCCGAGCAGGAAGGUUUGGUGGCGCAGUUACAUUUGUCACGCAGUACGACGUGACGUUAUUACAAGAAAUUGAGAAGCUUAUUGGCAGAAAGCUAGAACAACUCACUGUCAGCGAUAAAAAAGUAAAGCAGUAUGUGACCCAAGUUUUGGUUACAAAAAGGGAAGCAGAAAUCAAGCUGGAACAACAAAAUUUUGGCGAACGGAAGGAAAUUAAUAGGAGGAAGGAAAUGAUAUUGUCUGGCGUAGACCCGGAACAGGCUGCAGAGGAACUGAAAGAAGAGAGGACCAAAAGCUUUGACUGUGUAACAUGCUGGAAGACGCCGUGGCGAAAGGAGAACUUGUUUAGGCAGGCGAUUUACAAGAAACGACGGGCCAUUCCCCCAAAAACAAAGCGUCAGAAACUUAGUAGCACGGUCCAACCGGAACCCUAA